Aspergillus ibericus CBS 121593 is the source of this 1993-nucleotide messenger RNA. Its product is annotated as ssDNA-dependent ATPase MGS1. The record is from RefSeq and is a predicted model, not a curated record. Gene Ontology annotation, molecular function: ATP hydrolysis activity; ATP binding; enzyme activator activity. The coding region runs from base 85 to 1668 and encodes 527 amino acids. Gene Ontology annotation, cellular component: nucleus. The transcript has a single exon. Gene Ontology annotation, biological process: DNA repair; regulation of DNA repair; DNA-templated DNA replication. NCBI's taxonomy places the organism in Eukaryota, Fungi, Ascomycota, Eurotiomycetes, Eurotiales, Aspergillaceae.
CUCGAUGGCCGCCACGGGCGAGCUGUUUUCCAUCCAGCCUGCUGGCAGUGCUUUUCUUGACGGUUCGGAUGAGCCUUCGUCAUCAUGGUGUCCUGCCCCAUCUGUAGCCAGCCGGUGUCGUCCCUGAAGAUUAACGAUCACAUCGAUUCCGACUGUCAGAACUUCAUCGAGGAGCCAUCCAGCUCAGGCGAGACCCCCGCCACUCAGAAGGCUCAAGUUCCCAGCUUCUUCCAGCCAACCUCCGCUCGGAAAGCCUCCACUCAGUCGAACGGCCAGAGAGAUCAGAAUGUCACUUCCUCCCCUCUGCGCAACGUCAAUGGCAAGCGGACAACGACGCACGAUGCCAAGUCCUCGGAGGUAUAUGAUCGAGUGGAGACCGGCCAGUCACAAGUUGAGCCAAAGAAACCAAAGGUGAGCGCAUUACAGAAGGCAGCACCACUGCCGGAACGGAUGCGCCCUCGGACUCUGGAUGAGGUCUGCGGGCAGGAGCUCGUAGGUCCGAACGGCGUACUCCGCGGACUCAUUGAGCAAGAUCGGGUUCCCAGUAUGAUACUCUGGGGUGGUCCGGGGACGGGGAAGACAACCAUUGCUCGGGUGAUUGCGUCGAUGGUGGGGAGCCGAUUUGUCGAGAUCAACAGCACCAGCACUGGAGUUGCGGAGUGCAAGAAGAUCUUCUCCGAAGCGAAAAGUGAACUGAGCCUGACGGGACGGAAGACCAUCAUUUUCUGCGACGAGAUCCAUCGCUUCUCCAAGUCACAGCAGGAUGUCUUUUUGGGGCCGGUGGAAAGCGGGCAGGUCACGCUCAUUGGCGCCACCACGGAGAACCCUUCCUUUAAAGUGCAGAAUGCCUUGCUUUCGCGGUGUCGGACAUUCACGCUGUCCAAGCUUACGGAUGAAGAUAUCAUGUCGAUCCUUCACCGGGCCUUGAGGGUGGAAGGACCGAAGUACUCCCCCUCUGAAUUGGUCGACGAGGAGUUGAUCAAGUACUUGGCCCGGUUUGCCGACGGUGACGCGCGGACCUCCCUCAAUCUCCUCGAGCUCGCCAUGGACUUGUCCAAGCGGCCAGGGAUGAGCAAGGACGAGAUCAAGCGGGCUUUGACCAAGACGCUUGUCUAUGACCGGGCUGGGGACCAGCACUAUGACACCAUUUCCGCCUUCCACAAAUCUAUCCGGGGCAGCGACCCCGACGCGGCGCUGUACUAUCUGGCUCGCAUGAUCCAGUCGGGAGAAGACCCGCUCUAUAUUGCGCGACGUCUUAUUGUUGUCGCGUCGGAGGAUAUUGGGCUAGCCGACAACAGCAUGCUCACACUUGCCAUCUCGACCCAUUCGGCGGUGGAAAAGAUCGGGCUUCCAGAAGCACGGAUCAACCUGGCACACGCGACCGUUGCCAUGGCACUCUCCCCGAAGAGCACGCGGUCGUACCGCGGCCUGAACAAUGCGUUCGCCGCGCUGGCAGAGCCGGGCGUUGCCGGGCUACCCAUCCCGAUUCAUCUGCGAAAUGCGCCGACCCGACUGAUGAAGGAGCUCGGAUACGGCAAGGAAUACAAGUACAACCCUAACUACAUUAAUGGCGAGGUGGCCCAGGAGUACCUUCCGGAGCAACUCCAGGGACGGGCGUUCCUCGAGGAUCGGGACCUGGGGUAUCAGAUAGACCCGGAUUUGCCGUAGACUCGGCUUCCUGCAUAAGUAAUGUAGGCGAGGGCCUCAUCGCGAUAUCGAAGCGCACCACAUCGGGUUGGUUGCCCUUGGCAGUUACGACCCAAGACUAGCGUUGGAUGCUUGAAAGAAUUGCAUCUACGUUAGGUCUGGACAUUACGCCAGUCUGCUAGAUACAUGGCAGGGCCCUGUCUGUCAAUCUAUGCUGCGUCUAGCAGUUGCUCAUCACGGGAGUCACCACACAUGGCGAUUGGAUAUAUGGCUAUGGAAGAAGGCAUAUCUCGAACAGUAUGAAUAGGGGCUGAUCAGCCAGAAAUGGCUCUUGACAGCAGAUACA